Prosopis cineraria is the source of this 1276-nucleotide messenger RNA. Its product is annotated as protein FANTASTIC FOUR 3-like. The transcript has a single exon. Lineage: Eukaryota; Viridiplantae; Streptophyta; Magnoliopsida; Fabales; Fabaceae. The coding region runs from base 122 to 1213 and encodes 363 amino acids. The record is from RefSeq and is a predicted model, not a curated record.
ACUUUUUUAGAUCAAGCUAUUCUCGUGACCAUUUUAUUUUUUUCGCCCCUUUUGUCUCCGCUUCUCAACCAUCUUUCAUGUCUUUGCUCCUCUUUUGAACACCGAAAACAGAGCGAAGGCCAUGGCUUCCGGCAUGAGCCUGCAACACAUCUUUGAAAACCCAUUGCCUGAAAAACCAACGCUUUUGCAGUCCCUCUCAGUGAACCAGAUUAGACCCGUCAAACCCAUUGACGAUUCCUCCUUCACAGAAUUAUUCGGUGAACUCCAUUUCAAGGAAAGUCCUCAAUUGUCCCCUUCGUCUUCCCUUCUUCCCACUUCACCGUCAUUAGACCUUGGUUCUGACAUAAACCAAACCUCUGUUUCAAGCACCCCAGAGGGUCAUGAUUUCGAGAAUCCAUUGCUAGAAAGCCCAAGUCUGCUUGAAUCCCUCUCGUUCAAUAAAAUUAAACCCGCCAGACCCGUUGACGAAUCAUCGAUUAGUGAAAUAUUCGAUGAACUCCAUUUCAGCGAGAGUCCUACGCCAUCUCCUCCUUCAUCUGCCCCUGUUUCUGCUUUGCCGUCAACAGGCCUUCAAAUGCUCGAUCAAAAAGACGUGUUCGACUCAAGACAGAGCACCCCGGAAUCAAACUAUAUCAUCCGUCAUAAAAGAAGCGACAGUUUUUCAUCUUUGAAUUCUGAUAGUCUUCAUUUUUGCACAGAGGGUCUUGGUUUCGAGAGCUCAGAUGAUAUGGAGGACUUGAAGGCUGGAAUGGAUGAAUAUUGCUGGGAAACUCAAAGCGAGAAAUCUGGUAUUAAGAAGAAGAAUUUGGCUUCGGAAGAUUCAUACGGAGAAUGCAGAAGGUCAAAGAUAAGGGGGUUAGAGUACCCUCCCCCUAUUUCAUGCAUAGGGAGCACUGGGAAGCCUUGGGUUUGGUUCAAGUCUUACAGGGACAAUGGAAGAUUUGUUUUGAAAGAAAUAAGAAUACCCACACGGGAGUAUCUUAAUGCUUAUAGAGAAGAUGGAAGGCUGAAGCUGCACUUUGUUCUACCGGAUGGUGAGUUUCUAGAAGAGCAGAAUGAGGAAGAAGAGGAUGAUGAUGCUGAGAGUAGAGACGGGGAAGAAGACGACGACGACGGUGUGGUAAGCAUAGAUGAGGGAGAAGAAAACACGGAAAAAGGAAACUAUGAUGGUACAAGAGAUCAGGGUAACGAAGGAAAAGAGAUUGAUGUAUAAGCCAAUUCAUGGAAGUUAGGAAGAUUCAAAUAAAAUAGGAUCUGCUAUGCUUUUCGACUCUAA